Messenger RNA from Rotaria sp. Silwood1, 1122 nucleotides. The record is from the annotation of a GenBank genome assembly. Lineage: Eukaryota; Metazoa; Rotifera; Eurotatoria; Philodinida; Philodinidae.
AUGUCUAGUGAAAAUAAUACUGCUACGAUUCAACUUAUUGUUCGUAAUGAGUCUUUUGAACUAUCUUCUUCUCUAUUUCGUCAAUUUCUCGAAUAUUCAUCAUCUGCUGAUUUCAGCGAUUCUAAACGAGAUGAACACCAUCGCAUUUAUUUAAAUGUUGAUCCAUGUAUUUUUAAUGCUUAUCUUCUUUAUAUUCAAUCAGGUUGUUUUGUUCGACCUGAUCAUUUAUCUCAAAAAGACUUAAUUAAUGGUUUACGUAUAUGUGGUGCACCUAUCACUUUAAUUAAUCAUUAUGAAUGUUAUGAUAUAACAUCGAUUCUAUCUUCGCAUGAAUAUUCAUCUCAUUCAAUUCAUACGGAAAAAAGUAUUCGACAUAAAUGGUUCGAUGCAUUAAUUCUAGUCGGACUUUUUAUUGCCGGAUAUUGUUUAACUAUUGAUUUAUAUCGACAAAUCUUAGUAUUAAACAAAAAUUCUUAUGAAGAAAGAUCUCCAUUGUUAAUUAUUAUGAUAUAUUUCAUUGAUGGUAUUUUAUUUCUCUAUUCAUGUGUGCAUGCAAUAUCAAAAUUUAUUUCAAGUAUUGGUGAAGAAAAAUCAUUAGAAAAAGAUCCAUAUCUCAUAACUAAUAUUAUCUCGUGUUUGGGUAUUUUAUCUUAUUUUACUAUUCAACGUCCAAUUACUAAUGUUUAUUUAUCCCAAGGAAAUUUACUUUGGAUUUUUAUUCAUAUUUGUCGCACUAUUCGUAUAGCACAAUUAGGUUGUCGUUUAAUCGAUAUUCAAUGGUGUUUAAAUGCUAUUAGUCAAUGUUGCUGGACAUUUUUACAAACAAUUACAGGACUUUUUUGGAUAUUUAUUUUUUCAGGUUCUAUGUUAUACACAAUGGAUAUGAUAGAAAAUAAUCAACAAUAUUCAAGUAAUCGUCUAACAAUUCUUUCAGCACAUGAAACUUUAUAUACAAUUGGAUAUCGAAAUAAUGCACCAUAUGGACGUUUGACACGUUUAUGGACAUUAAUAAGUAUUUAUUUAAUGUCAUCAAUUAUACAAAUACUUUUAUGGUGGUUUCAAACAAAAGUUACUAUUCAAUGGAAAAUCUUAUUAGAUCAUGAAAAACAAAAAUCAAUAUGA